This is a messenger RNA of Cylicocyclus nassatus, 855 nucleotides long. Lineage: Eukaryota; Metazoa; Nematoda; Chromadorea; Rhabditida; Strongylidae. The record is from the annotation of a GenBank genome assembly.
AUGUGCAUUUGUUUCCAGACACUAAUGUCUAUCUCCACUAUAAGGCGGCAAGUAAAAAAUGUCGCCUAUAACUUUUCCGAUGCACAAGUAAAAGUUAGAGAAGCUACUUGCAAUGAUCCCUGGGGUCCAUCCACGGCACUAAUGUCUGAAAUUUCCGAUCUUACUAAUAAUCCAAUGGCUUUUACUGAAGUUAUGUCUAUCAUUUGGAAGAGAUUGAACGAUUCAGGGAAGAAUUGGCGACAUGUGUAUAAAAGCCUAGUGUUGCUUGAUUUUUUAAUCAAAUGUGGCAAUGAUAAGGUUUCACAGCAAUGUCGCGAAAAUAUAUUCACUAUCGAGACUUUGAAGGAUUUUCAACAUAUAGAGGACAACCGAGAUCAGGGCUUGAAUAUCCGGGAAAAAGCUAAACAAAUAACCGCAUUGCUGACUGACGAAGAGCGUCUCAAAAACGAAAGGACACGCUUUAUGCUAACGAGGACAAAGUUCCGGGAGAAUAGUGCACUUGGUGGGGGAUCAGAGCGAAGAUUCCAAAGACCGGAGACGGGAACAGCUUUAGAUCCCGAGAUAGAGGAUGCUCGCCCGUCUUCAAUAGGUGAGGAGGAGAUGCAGCUUCAAAUAGCUAUAGCUCUGUCAAAGGAAGAGCAUGAAAAGAUCGACGAGAUGAUGAGGAGCGAUGAAGUACGACUACAGCUCGCCCUUGAAGAAUCUCAACGAGAAGCUGAACGAAUGGCAAAGAUGGAACCGAAAACUGUCAACAGUGGUCAAUUGACGCAGAGUGCUUUGGAUGAUCUACUCUCACUUGGAGUAGGGGAGUGUGUCUCUAUUUACGUUUGCAAGAGUUACCUCAGUAUUUCCUGA